Molecule: messenger RNA, 981 nt
Organism: Erythranthe guttata (spotted monkey flower)
Lineage: Eukaryota; Viridiplantae; Streptophyta; Magnoliopsida; Lamiales; Phrymaceae
Product: putative CCR4-associated factor 1 homolog 11
Cellular component (GO): CCR4-NOT complex
Molecular function (GO): poly(A)-specific ribonuclease activity; nucleic acid binding
Source: RefSeq, a predicted model, not a curated record
AUGUCGUCUUCUUCUUCGUCUCACGUACAUGUAUGCCAUGUUUGGGCUGCAAACCUGGAGGAGGAGUUUCGUCACAUCGACAAGUGUCUGCAUCCCGAUUGCCGCCAGUUCACCUUCGUUUCGAUGGACACCGAAUUUCCGGGGACAAUUUACAAUCCCGAAGGGGUGCCACCAUACAUGCGCGCCCCAGAGGAGUUCUAUUCCAACAUCAAGCAAAACGUGGAUGCACUGAAACUCAUCCAGUUGGGCCUCACAAUAUUCGACAGGUACGGGAAUCUACCCCGUUCGGCGGAAACCGGUCAGGAGCAAAUUUGGGAAUUCAACUUUCAGUUCGAUUCCGCCAUCGACCCCCAUAACAAGGAAUCCCAUAACAAGGAAUCCAUGUCCCUACUCGAAAAACAAGGGAUCAAUUUGUCGCGGAACAAGAAAUACGGGAUCGACCCGCGCGAGUUCGCCAUGCAGUUCAAGUGCUCGGAGCUGGGGCGGCGGUCGUAUUAUGGCAGGGUGGUUUGGAUCACCUUCCACGGGCUGUACGAUUUCGCGUACUUGACUAAGAUUCUGAACGGUGGGGAAUUAUUGUUGCCGGAUGAUUUAGAUGAGUUUAUGAGGCACGUGUGGAAGUAUUUCAAAGGGAAUGUGUACGAUUUGAAGAGCAUGAUUCUGUUCGUCGGACUUCACGGGGGUUUGGAAAAGGUAGCUCGGAGUUUGAACGUGAAGAGGGUCGUUGGAAAAAGACACCAGGCAGGCUCCGACAGCUUGCUGACGAUGCAUGCGUUUUUUGGGUUGAUGAGGAGUUGUUUGGAGAAGGGGGGUCGUGACCCCCGCGGUGUGAACUUGAUGGUCGCUGGAAGAACCGGUUUGGAGAUGAUGCAGACAUUAUUCGGGUUGUUCGGGUUGAUGAAGAGGAAUAGCUGCUCCGGUUCGGACGGGUUGCUGAUGAUGCAGACGUUAUUCGGGUUGGAUGCUCGUCCCGUCUUUUGA